Messenger RNA from Cannabis sativa, 1315 nucleotides. RefSeq names its product plastid division protein PDV2. Gene Ontology annotation, biological process: chloroplast fission. The record is from RefSeq and is a predicted model, not a curated record. Lineage: Eukaryota; Viridiplantae; Streptophyta; Magnoliopsida; Rosales; Cannabaceae. The transcript is spliced from 2 exons. The coding region runs from base 319 to 1206 and encodes 295 amino acids.
ACAACAAUACCCACGAAGACCCACACAUCUACUUUUUUCCCAUUUUUAAAAAUUAAAGAAAAUGUAAAUUGAAAUUUGAUGGAAAAACAAUAAUAAUGGAGUUUUUGAGAAAGAAGAGAGAGCACCAGAGUCAUAGAAAUUUUAUUAUGAUAUAAAAAGAUUUUACUCAAAAAGCAACAAAUCGGUGUAAAGUCAGAAGCAGUGAGCAGCUCCUUUUGGCGGUUAGGGGCAAACUUCUCCCUUUCCUUUCCUUUCCUUGCAGUCAUUUUUGUCACAUUUCUCGCUCCAAGAAGUAGAUAGAGAGACAGAGAGAGAGGGAUGGAGGAAGAGGGCAUAGGGUUGGUACUGGCUAGGGCCACUGAGCUACGGCUAAAGAUCGGGAACUGCAUCCACAAGGCAACCUCUCCUCGCAAAUUUCAAGAUGACCUAUUACUGGAGAAAGAGAAUGGAGUCCAUGGCGGAGGGCUUGGAGAAGAAGAAGAGGAAGAAGGAGAAGAAGAAGAAGCGCAGAGGCUUUUGAGUAUUUGCGAUGCCCUUGAAUCCCUUGAGACCCAGCUCUCGUCCUUACAGGCUUUGCAACAGCAGCAACGGUAUGAAAGGGAAGUUGCCCUUACUGAGAUUGAGCAGAGCCGUAAGGCGUUACUUGAUAAGUUGAAGGAAUACAAGGGUGACGAGUUGGAAGUUAUAAAUGAGGCUUCUGCUUUUGCUGGUGAAACUGUGGAUCAGAACAAUGAUCUUUUGCUUCCUCCUUAUCCAACUCGUGCUCCACACUCUCUGCGCAGAGGAAACAGCUAUUUGCCCCAAUUCUCGUCCAUGCAAAAGUUUGUUCAAAAUGGGGUAGUGUCUGUUGAACCAGAAAAUGGAGGAAAGAAAAACACGAGUGAUUCAGAGCAGAAUAAGAGUUCAAGAGGGCUUGGGUUCUUUCUGGGUGCAGCAGCCAAAACUGUUUUCACUAUUGUAGGUGUGGUAUCUGUGUUGAGUCUCUCUGGUUUUGGGCCUAAAUUUUUUUAUAGAGACACUUCUUUGAAGAUUUCAAGCUCUUUCCAUCAACCAGUGAGUGAAGAAAAACGAUCAAACGCUGAUUGUCCCCCUGGGAGAAUUCUAGUAGUGGAAAAUGGGGAGGCACGAUGCCUUGUGAAAGAGAGAGUUGAAGUCCCAUUUUCUUCAGCUGCUACCAAACCAGAUGUAAACUAUGGGUGUGGUUAAGUAUGUCUUUGCGUUCAUUUUUUCUUUUUCUUUCCCCUAUGUAUAUCUUUUGUUAUUUAAUAUUACUUGAGGUCAAGAAUUUUUUUAAGGGCUAAUUUUCAUUUCACAA